Coregonus clupeaformis (lake whitefish) is the source of this 2705-nucleotide messenger RNA. RefSeq names its product family with sequence similarity 91 member A1 (gene fam91a1). Gene Ontology annotation, cellular component: trans-Golgi network; cytoplasmic vesicle. Bases 166 to 2667 code for a protein of 833 amino acids. Gene Ontology annotation, biological process: intracellular protein transport. The transcript is spliced from 24 exons. NCBI's taxonomy places the organism in Eukaryota, Metazoa, Chordata, Actinopteri, Salmoniformes, Salmonidae. The record is from RefSeq and is a predicted model, not a curated record.
AAUACAACCAGGAAGUGGACAUUUAUUGAAAAGGAAAUAUUUGCUAUUUUCAGAUAGGAAACAUUCGGAUUAUCAAGUUACAGUAUCGAUUUUUUAUGUUUCGGGGGAUAUAGUCAUCUUGGACUUGCCAAAAACCCGUUUCGUGGAUCCCGAUUCAAACUAGCAAUGAACACGGACGUCGAAUUUCACAUCAGGCAGAAUUAUCCGUGGAACAAGCUACCAGCAAAUGUCAAACAGAGUGUUGGGAACUCGCAGCGUGAAUAUGAGAAACACGUGCAGCUGUACAGUAUCCGCAACCAGCUAAGGUUCCGCAAUAACCUAGUGAGACACGUGAGGAAGGAUGAGAGGAAGUACUAUGAGGAGCUGCUGAAGUACAGCCGAGAGCACCUGAUGCUCUAUCCAUACCACCUGUCAGACAUCAUGGUCAAAGGCCUCCGCAUCACCCCCUUCUCCUACUAUAUCAGCAUCAUGGAGGACAUCAUGAACGUAGAGAAGAGUUACGACUCGCUGCCCAACUUCACUGCUGCUGACUGUCUAAGGCUUCUGGGAAUCGGGAGGAACCAGUAUAUUGACUUGAUGAACCAGUGCAGGUCCUCCAAAAAAUUCUUCCGUAGGAAAACGGCGCGGGACCUGCUGCCCUCCAAGCCAGUAGAGAUCUCCGUAGAGCCGUGGUGGGUGGCUCAGACCGGAUACAUCACAGAGGAUGACAUCAGGAUCUGCUCAAUGGCAGAGAGGAAGGCGAUUGAUAUGAUGAUAGAUUCAGGACCCCAGCUGGCCGGAUCAAUGGAGUACAAUGUGGUGCUGAGUCUGUACAACAGGGGAUACAUCUAUCUAGACGUGCCCAUCUCUGAUGCCAGCUGUAUUUCAGUGCCCCCCCUGGAAGGCUUCGUGAUGAACAGGGUCCAGGGUGACUACUUUGAAACCCUUUUGUACAAAAUCUUUGUGUCCAUCGAUGAGCAGACUAAUGUGUCAGAGCUGGCUAAUGUUCUGGAGAUCGACUUGGGCCUGGUGAAGAAUGCUGUGUCUAUGUACUGUCGUCUGGGCUUUGCCCUGAAGAAAGGAGACUCGUUCAGCUCAGAGCAGCUCCACCCCACAUGGAAGAGUGCCCCCUCUGUCAACAGACUCAAGAGCACCGUGGACCCCAAACAGAUGCUGCUGUCUUGGGAACAGGGGAGUCCUGUGAUGGAGGCUGGAUCCUCGGCUACGGACACCACCAGCAUGGAGGACCAAGACAACGCCAGUGUGAGCAGCCUGAGUAUCCCUGGUCCUGCUGCCCCGCCCACCAAGAGGAUCGCCUUCCUGUUUGACUCCACCCUCACCGCCUUCCUCAUGAUGGGGAACCUCUCUCCGAACCUGAAGAGCCAUGCGGUCACCAUGUUUGAGGUGGGGAAGCUGUCUGACGAGACCCUGGACAGCUUUCUGAUGGAGCUGGAGAAAGUAGAGAGCACAGCGGAGGGCGAGGCCCAGAGGUAUUUUGACCACGCUCUGACCCUCAGGAACACCAUCCUGUUUCUCCGCUACAACAAGGAGCUGACCACCGAUCAGGGCCCUGACCUGCCUAACAACGGCCUCCCCCUGGAUAUGCUCCGCUGUGAGAGUCUACUGGGUCUAGACCAGGCCACCUGCAGCCGUGUCCUCAACAAGAACUACAAACUACUGGUCUCCAUGGCACCGCUCAGCAACGAGAUACGACCUAUCAGCAGCUGCAGCCCCCAGCACAUUGGGCCAGCCAUCCCCGAGGUGAGCUCCAUCUGGUUCAAGCUCUACCUGUACCAUGUGACCGGCCAGGGUCCUCCCUCCCUGCUGCUGUCCAAGGGCUCCAGGCUCCGGAAACUACCAGACAUCUUCCAGGUUUUUGACAGGUUGCUGAUCACUUCCUGGGGUCAUGACCCCGGUGUGGUUCCUACGUCCAACGUGCUGACCAUGCUCAAUGACGCCCUCACGCACUCCGCUGUACUCAUACAGGGCCAUGGGAUGCAGGGUCAUGGGGAGACAGUUCACGUCCCCUUCCCGUUUGACCAGGAGGAUCUCAAAGGAGAGUUCUCCUCCUCCAACAUGUGUGUCCACAAGGCCCUGCUGCUGCUGAGGGAGAAGGUGGAUCUGGAUCACCAGUGUGGAUACAUCACCAUGCUCAACCCCAACAACAGGCACUGCAGGAGGGCCAGCGAGAGCUCCGACGGCAGGGGAGACAGUCAUCUGGGCGGUGGGUUCGAGGCCAACAGCAGCACGGAGUCCUUUGAGCUGGUCACAGAGGACAACAAUGAAGGAAAGCCAGCAGCAGAAGUGCCGUUGACAGAAGAUGAGUGGGUCCCUCUAGAGCUGUGCUUUGGGAUGCCCCUCUUCAGCUCCGAGCUCAACCGCAAAAUAUGCCGAAAGAUCGCCUCGCACGGCCUCUUUAGCAAAGACAGCCUUCAAGACUUACUUCAUUCCAGCCGAAAACUAUCAUUGAAGGUUCUAAGUUUUGUUCAGUCAUUCCAGGAUGGCAGCCAGGGUCAGCCCGACCCUGACAGUGGAGUGUCCGGUCCUCUCAGCCAGCCCCCGGCCGAGUCUGGCGUUCCGCUGCCCGCUCUCAACCUCCUCUUCAAGGACGGACAGCUGAGGGAGUGGAGUGGACGAGCACCUCAACUUCUCCACAUCUCAGCCCUGCAGAAAGACCAGACCUUAUAGACCCCUCCACAUCUCAGCCCUGCAGAAGGACCAGACCU